This is a messenger RNA of Lytechinus variegatus (green sea urchin), 1914 nucleotides long. RefSeq lists its product as uncharacterized. The transcript has a single exon. NCBI's taxonomy places the organism in Eukaryota, Metazoa, Echinodermata, Echinoidea, Temnopleuroida, Toxopneustidae. Gene Ontology annotation, molecular function: nucleic acid binding. The coding region runs from base 1 to 1914 and encodes 637 amino acids. The record is from RefSeq and is a predicted model, not a curated record.
AUGAAAGGUCCCGAUCUCUUGAACAGUAUGGUCGGAGUGCUCUUGAGAUUUAGGGAAAAUGAAGUGGCCUUGUGUGGGGAUAUUUCCAAGAUGUACCAUCGUGUGUCAAUCCCUGAGAGAGAUCAACAUGUCCAUAGGUUCUUAUGGAGAGACAUGGAUGGAAACAGAGAACCUGAUGUCUACAUGAUGAAGGUUGUCACUUUCGGUGACAAACCAGCCCCUGCAAUCGCCCAGAUUGCUCUGAAGCUUACAGCAGAACAAGGAGAGUGUACACAUCCUCAUGCUGCUUCUGUUUUGAAAAGGAAUGUGUAUAUGGAUGACAUAUGCGACUCUGUACAGACUGUAGAUGAAGCCAGGAAACUAAGUGCAGAGAUAGAUGAAGUGUUAAAUGACGGAGGCUUCAAAGUCAAAGGGUGGAUUUCCAAUGAAUCUGAUGUGGGAGACCUCACCCAAGGAAAGAUGAAAUUACUAGAUGACAUAGCUGAGGAGAAGGUCCUAGGAGUAGUUUGGGACAGAGAAAAUGACACCUUCUCUUACAAAGUAAAGCUGAGAGACAGUGUACUGAAUUCAAGAUUAGAUGGAGAGAGUCAAGAAAGAUUAACCAAGAGGAAAAUCCUAGGUCAAAUCGCCCACAUAUAUGAUCCCCUAGGAUUUGCUGCCCCAGUGAUUGUAAGAGCCAAGAUAGGGAUGCAGAAAUUGUGGCAAAGAGGCUACAACUGGGACGAUCCUCUUACUGAAGAAGAAGAUGCGGACUGGAGGCUUCUGUUCGAGGAAAUGAAAGGAUUGAAUGAAGUAUCUCUCGAAAGAUGUCUAACACCUCCUGAAGCUCAAGGUAAACCAGUGUUGUGCAUUUUCUCUGAUGCAUCAGAAAAUGCUUAUGGUGCAUGUGCGUAUCUAAGGUGGCAAACCGGAGAUGGCAAGUUCGAGACUCGCUUUGUUGCAUCCAAGUCAAAGGUAGCACCAUUAAAGACAUUGACAAUACCCAGAUUGGAGCUACAGGCUGCCGUGUUAGCUGCCAGACUGUACAAGUCGAUCACUGAAGAGAUGAGAUUAGAAGUUGAGAAAGUAAUGUUCUUCUCGGACAGCAUGAUAACUCUACAGUGGAUCAAGUCUUCGGCCAGGAUAUAUAAGCCUUUUGUGUCAAGCAGAAUAGGGGAGAUUCAGACUCUCACUGACCCCUCAAGCUGGAAACAUAUACCUGGUGAAGAUAACACAGCAGACAAAGUGUCAAGAGGAAUCGCAGUAAACGACCUUAUGAAAGAAUGGAAGUGCGGUCCUAGAUUCCUGCAUCUCGAAACAGAGUGGCCAGUAGACAAGGUGAAUAUUGACCAGUGUCUUGAGAAUCUAGAGAGACGAAAGAUUAAUCAGACAGUGUUAGUUGUCAACAGCACAUCAAUUGCCCCCAUCGAAUCUGAACAUUUCUCAAGUUGGCGAAAGUUAGUCAGAGUGACUGCCUACGUUCUCAGAUUUGUACGGAUUCUCAAGUCAAAGCUCAAGAAAGAAUCCAUGCCAGAAGCUGAUGUGACAUUAGCCCCAGCAGAGUUGGAGAAAGCUGAGCUAUAUUGGACAAAGGAAGCGCAAAAGGGUCUGAAAAGCAGAUUUGAGAGAGGAGAGUUCAGAACCCUUACUCCUUUCAUUGAUAACGAAGGAGUAAUCAGAGUAGGAGGAAGAGUUGAGAACUUAGUGACAUCAUAUGAAUCUAGACAUCCAGCUCUACUCCCAGGUUCCCAUCACAUAGCUCUACUUUUCACACGUCACGUUCAUGAGAUUGGACACCCAGGUGUUGAGACGACAACCGCCAAGGCGAGACGCAAGUUUUGGAUCUUACAAGGACAUCGUUUGGCGAAACCGUCAAGCAUCGCUGUGUUAAAUGCAGGUCAACAGAAUGCAAGCGUGAGACCCAGAAGAUGCUGA